GCUACUGGUGCUAGUCUCUGGUAAAUAACAGAUUCGAAAAAUCAGCUGGUAAGACUAGGAAGGCAGGGUAAGGAAAUAAAUCCAUCAUGGCCGCCUUCCACACUGAAACCCCAUCCUCCUAAGUAAAGAAAUGGCGGGGAAGUUUCAGUUUCCGACUCAGUUUCCCCAUAGACAUAGACAUUAUUAGACAAUGAAGUGGAAGACUUCGUUGUCAAUGUUUCCCUGUGUCCCGAACGCUCCCGAACAAACUACGGAUGGCCAUUUCUGUGUCUAUGACUCAGUGUUGUACUGUUGUAUAAUAAGGUCAAUUGCAUUUUCUCCAGGACUUUGUUUACAGAUGAAUUGUGGUUUUGAGAUCCAACUCUUGUUUUUCAAUUACAUAUGGCUAUUUAUUGUAGGUGAGAGGUAGGCUAGUUCAUUGGCCAACUUGUCACCAUCCACUGUGAAGACAUUUCGUAGUCUGUGGUGAAGGAAUGCAAUCAAGUUGAUAUUACCGAACCACAAACUUUCCACAUGUCAACACCCUGCAUGGAAUAGAAAACGGUACUGCAACCCUACACAGACUCAUCAUAGAGCGACUAGUUUCACUGCAGGCAAGUUGCUAUAUGUAAUCCCGGAUUUAGAGCUGCUGAAGUCCACAUUUUGUUAUACGUUCUUGCGGUACGAGAGCAAAAAGUCACAAUUCAACUAGAAGAACCGACCUAGGACUCGUUGCCUUGCAUCGGUGGCUUCAUAACUUCAAACCCAUGAUGAAAACGAAAAAGCGGUUUGACAAGUCGGUUCAAAAGGGAAGUUGCAGCUUGGAGUCAUAUCAACACGCGUUUCACUGUACAUCAAUCACACAGACUCUAUACAACACUUCCUAAGUUAUAGUUCUUUUUUGUGGUUAUUUACUUUGUUGCUUUUAUUCAUGAACGUAACAACUUUAAACGUUAGUUAUAUCGCGUUGCCCGGCUGACACAAAUAUUCCGAGAGCAAUUUCUAAAUUGAAGUUUAAAUGUUGUACACGCGCCUUUGUGUAAUGUUUAGUAACAUCAUUUGGUUGGUGCAUUGUCUCAUGCAACUGAGAGACAAUGUAACUUUGAGUUGUUUUCCUCGAUUUGGAACCUUACAACACCCCAUAACGCAAAUGAUGUUUCAAUUUUUCAGGCCGACUCGCCGUCAUUUUACCAUUACUGCAAUCUUAGUGACGAAUUAGGUAUCGCCGCACUAAAAGACCAGCACGUAUCGACUUUCAAACUUUCAACAGGUACGUGAUGUCGUCAACCGAUCCAUACUUGGUGGAAAGAAUUCGAUGACUGGAUAUUUGCAUAUUCUAGUCGGUUAAAUAUAUUGUCGAAUUUUUAAUCAGCACCGUUCCGAUCUUAUCGCCCAAACUCCCAUUUGCUCUGCACUUGAGCACAACUGGCUCACCUUCAAAUGUUGUUGCUCUAUUGCUGAACGUUGUCUCAUGCGCUCCUCCAUUGGGCAAAUAUCCAACUUGAAAAGUGAGCAAUUUUUAGGGAAAUUUUCCGAUGGCAAACGUGUUUGUUGACACUUGUCGCCAAGUCUACACCGACAUUUGACCAAAGUGCUAUCAACCCUAAGUAAUUCAAGUUGUUGCAAAGAAAAUAACAAUAACAGAAGGAUACUGAUUGUCAAUCCACGGAGAUGCUGUCAAGAUGAAGAUCCCAUUUUUUUAUUUAUGGUGUGCCCUCCUAUUUUUAUUUUCACUUUACAUGUUAAAGCAGAUGAUCGCUAAUAGCCAGGGAAAAGUGCGACUUUCAGCAACUGAUUACAAUUGAAGACACGGGGAAUUUUACUUGGACCAAACGACGAGUUGAAUAAGAACAAAGUGAUUCUCCACCAUCACUCCGAAUGGAGAGGAUGAAGGUCAACAAGUUGAUUAGAAUUUCGCUCACGGUGAAGGUUGACAGACUAGAGAGAGCCAAAAUCCGCCACUCGGACGUGAAAAGACAGGAGGAGUACCGAGGGUCUUGGUGUCGUGUGAACGAGAAUCAACUUUGAGAUUUCAUUUGCUGAUUUCGUGUCGUCUCGUCUUUUUUUCCGUCUGUUUCAAAGGGCGAUGGCUGGAUUCAACUCCAUGCACACACACAUAAAGGGCGGCACUUGUUGACCUUGAACGCCUUCAAUCCGGCAAUAAAAAAGGAAGCUCAGCUCGAAAGGCAAUCACAAGCUUCGUCCAAGUUGGAACGUCAUAAUCGUUAGCAAGCAUCACGUUUUGUGCGAAUAAAGCUCGGCUCGAAAGUGAACCGCAAGUGUCGUCCAAGAUGAAACAUCACAACCCUCAGCUUGAAUCAAGGAGGACGUUGGGCAAUCAAAAAGGUUUCUCUACUUUCGUCUUGUUCGCGGUCGUGACUCUGCUGAGCUGCUUCAAUCCUCUCGCUAGUGUCUUCCUUCCCCGCGUCUCUCGCACAGACGACGCCAUCAUCAUCGAUUUUGCCGGUGUGGGAUAUGCCUCUUACGACAAGUCGAUGUCCGGCCAAAUUGUCAAUCCAGGAUUCGUCCCGUUGCCAUCGUUCAAUUCCCACCCAAUGGCGUAUCGCCAGCAGCAGCAGGACCCCAGUGGAUGGUCCUAUUCAUUCGGACAUCCUAGUCCGAUUGCACUUGAAGAUGUCCCGUCCGCUAGACAAGGAGGAGCGGCAACAGCAACGACGACAACAAGACCAACAACAACGAAGACGACGACAACAACAACAACAACAACAACGCCUGCGCCAGUCAUCCAGUGCGGCAAAGGGCCGACCGCCUUAUCCCAAUUGACUGGUGGAAGAGUCGUCGGAACAGACACGACCGUAGCCAAGGCGAAUGCCUGGCCGUUCUUGGUAAACCUGAGAAAAUAUAGUGAUACCCCUACACAGUUCCCAUUUUUCGUCGCUAAUUAUGUCGAAUUGUGUAGCGGGACUUUGAUUUCUGACACGAAAGUUCUCUCGGCGGCCAGUUGCUUGGAAAAAAUGUCUCUGCUUGAGAUGUCAGCCGUCACCGUAUUGGUUGGGAUAACCAGUCAUGGUGCGUCGUUCGUAACCGACGUGCAAAUGACGAGGAGGAUCAGCAAAGUUGUCCUUCACAGCCAAUACAAUGCCAUCACCUAUGCCAAUGACAUUGCCAUCAUUACACUGGACGUGCCAGUGGUUUUAUCCAGGACUGUUGGUCCUGUUUGUCUGGCACCGGCCAAUGAAGAAGUCGACCAAUACGUCGAUCAAUCCGCUGUUAUUGUGGGAUGGGCAACAGACGACACACAAUUUCCUAUGGAUACACUGAGCCAGGCCACGGUUUCGAUUUUGUCCAACUCCGAUUGCAAGGCCGAUGCGAAUUUUGGCAAAUAUGUGACGGACGCCAAUAUCUGUAUUACAUCUGAGGAUGAAAAAUACUUAUGCUCUGGUGACAUUGGCGGUCCAGUUCUCGUCCUUUCGUCGCCGGGAAUUUGGACUCAAAUCGGAAUCAACAGCUUCAUCAAAAGUGAUUGCGAUAGUAAUAGCCUCCAAACCAGAGUGUCGGCGUUCAGGGCGUGGAUUGAUCUGUACAAGAAAUAAAAAUGGACCACCAAGAAAAUCUAUGACGACCAACAUAUGAAACGGAACGAUAUUAUGAAAUUCAAACUCUAAUUAUUAAUUUUAAUUUCUCUCAAUUUGGUUUCAGCUGUCUGGUUUAAUAGCAUCAUGCUAUGUUAUUUAAUUUGCGGUACUGCAUUUUAGAACUCAACAUUUUUUAAAACAGCAUUUUAGUAAAAUUCUGAAUAAACAGUAGCCCCAGAUUAGCCCAAGCAAAUAAUAACUCGGAGCAGUGCGGUUCCCGCCCUCUAGAACAAGAAAUCAAUCAUACUUAAAAUUUUAGAAUAGUUAUCCAGCGUUCUCUUACCUACGUUCAAUAUCUUGUUUUGUAUACCAAGUUGCCAACACGUGUUUUUCCAA
This is a messenger RNA of Daphnia pulex (common water flea), 3911 nucleotides long. Its product is annotated as chymotrypsin-like elastase family member 2A. The transcript has 16 exons. Gene Ontology annotation, molecular function: serine-type endopeptidase activity. The record is from RefSeq and is a predicted model, not a curated record. Bases 2271 to 3533 code for a protein of 420 amino acids. Gene Ontology annotation, biological process: proteolysis. Lineage: Eukaryota; Metazoa; Arthropoda; Branchiopoda; Diplostraca; Daphniidae.